Macroventuria anomochaeta is the source of this 912-nucleotide messenger RNA. Its product is annotated as purine and uridine phosphorylase. Gene Ontology annotation, biological process: nucleoside metabolic process. The transcript has a single exon. NCBI's taxonomy places the organism in Eukaryota, Fungi, Ascomycota, Dothideomycetes, Pleosporales, Didymellaceae. Gene Ontology annotation, molecular function: catalytic activity. The annotation marks the transcript as partial. The record is from RefSeq and is a predicted model, not a curated record.
UCAACCGAGCUCACUUUUCAGCCGCCCUUUCACUUCAGUUCACAUGAUGGACCAGACUACGUGUCGAACAACGACAACAACGAUUACACGUUGGGCAAGAUCGGAAAACACAAUGUUGUCAUUGAUGUGCUGCCAGACGGAGAGUACGGCAUCGCUUCUGCCGCAGGUGUUGCGAGAGACAUGCUUCACAGCUUCCCCAACGUCAGGAUUGGCUUGAUGGUUGGGAUAGGCGGCGGAGCGCCAAGCUCAAAGCAUGACAUUCGCCUAGACGACGUUGUUGUGAGCUCGCCUCGCAAUGGGAUGGGUGGUGUCUUCCAGUACGACUUCGGCAAAACAACUCAUAAUCAGAGCUUCUUGACGACCGGAUACUUGAAUCAGCCGCCUAGUGUUUUACAGACGGCCGUAGCCGGACUCAAGACCCAGUAUGAGGGCGACGGCCAUCAGAUUGAGGAAAGCAUCAACACAAUAUUAGUGAGCAAGAGCAGGCUACGAAAGAAGUACGGGCGGCCAAGUUCAGAGAACGACAAACUGUACAGGUCUUCUGUGGUCCACCCCCAAGACAUUGAGGGACCUUGCACAAGCAUUUGUAGUGACGAUCUCUCGAACUUCAUAGUGCGGAAAGAACGGUACGAAGACGAGGAUGACCCUGCAAUUCACUACGGUCUCAUCGCUUCCGCGAACCAGCUCAUGAAGGAUGCUGUGUUUCGUGAUAAGCUAUCUAAAGAGAAGGAUGUGUUAUGUUUUGAGAUGGAAGCUGCUGGGCUGAUGAAUCACUUCCUGUGCCUUAUCAUCGGUAGCAUAUGCGAUUAUUCCGACACUCACAAGAACAACCAGUGGCAAGGCUAUGCAGCGAUGGUAGCAGCCGCAUAUGCGACGGACCUUCUCUGCCGGAUUGCUCCUGAUAAAGUUUAG